Pseudonaja textilis is the source of this 1011-nucleotide messenger RNA. Lineage: Eukaryota; Metazoa; Chordata; Lepidosauria; Squamata; Elapidae. The record is from RefSeq and is a predicted model, not a curated record.
AUGAAGGAGAAGUCGAAGAACGCCGCCAAGACGCGGCGGGAAAAAGAGAACGGCGAAUUCUACGAGCUGGCCAAGUUGCUGCCUCUGCCUUCGGCCAUCACCUCCCAGCUGGACAAGGCCUCCGUCAUCCGCCUCACCACCAGCUACCUGAAAAUGAGAGCGGUCUUCCCGGAAGGUUUGGGAGAUGCCUGGGGCCAGCCAAACAGGUUAGGCCCCUUGGAUAACAUUGCAAAGGAGCUGGGUUCACAUUUACUUCAGACUCUGGAUGGGUUUGUUUUUGUGGUAGCGUCUGAUGGCAAAAUAAUGUAUAUCUCAGAAACAGCUUCUGUUCAUCUAGGUUUAUCCCAGGUAGAACUAACUGGCAAUAGCAUUUACGAAUAUAUACAUCCCUCAGAUCAUGAUGAAAUGACAGCUAUUUUAACAGCUCACCAACCACUUCAUCCCCAUCUUUUACAAGAAUAUGAAAUAGAGAGAUCUUUUUUCCUGCGAAUGAAGUGUGUCUUGGCCAAGCGAAAUGCAGGAUUAACAAGUAGUGGUUAUAAGGUGAUCCAUUGCAGUGGCUAUUUGAAGAUUCGACAGUAUAUGCUGGAUAUAUCUUUGUAUGACACCUGUUACCAAAUUGUGGGAUUGGUUGCUGUAGGUCAAUCACUACCUCCAAGCGCAAUUACUGAGAUCAAACUUCAUAGUAAUAUGUUUAUGUUCAGAGCGAGCCUGGACUUAAAGCUUAUCUUUCUGGAUUCCAGAGUCACUGAAUUAACCGGGUAUGAGCCACAAGAUUUGAUAGAGAAAACUCUUUACCAUCAUGUGCAUGGAUGUGAUGUAUUUCAUUUACGAUAUGCUCACCAUCUUUGUAAAUUGGAUGUUUGUGUAAAUUACAAACCAAAAUCAAUACUUAAAACACAUUAUGCAUUGAGAUUUUUGAAAAGUAUCUUUGAGGAUGAAAAUAUCACAGAACCAUCUUUAUUUGAAUUUGAAUAUAGCAUCAAAGAUCAGGAAAAUCUUACUGAGUAA